This is a messenger RNA of Carlito syrichta (Philippine tarsier), 1021 nucleotides long. It is a transcript of the gene PMP2, whose product is annotated as peripheral myelin protein 2. Bases 136 to 534 code for a protein of 132 amino acids. Gene Ontology annotation, molecular function: fatty acid binding. Gene Ontology annotation, biological process: membrane organization; fatty acid transport. The record is from RefSeq and is a predicted model, not a curated record. Gene Ontology annotation, cellular component: myelin sheath; nucleus; cytosol. The transcript has 4 exons. Lineage: Eukaryota; Metazoa; Chordata; Mammalia; Primates; Tarsiidae.
CUGCCUUUCUCCAUUGGGUCUCUGUGAGCAUCACAUGCUUUGGGUAUCUUUGAAAAGAAUCUCCUGAGACCUCAGCAUCUCAUCUGAGUUGCCUGAAUCUCAUUCAGAACUGUGUUGAGAGAUCUUGCCAUCACAAUGAGCAACAGAUUCAUGGGCACCUGGAAACUUGUAUCCAGUGAGCACUUUGAUGAUUACAUGAAAGCUCUUGGUGUGGGGUUAGCCACCAGAAAACUGGGAAAUUUGGCCAAACCCAGUGUGAUUAUCAGCAAGAGAGGAGAUAUUAUAACUAUACGAACUGAAAGUACCUUUAAAAAUACAGAGAUCUCCUUCAAGCUAGGCCAUGAAUUUGAAGAAACCACAGCUGACAAUAGAAAAACCAAGAGCGUUGUAACCCUGGAGAGAGGUUCAUUGAAUCAAGUACAGAAAUGGGAUGGCAAAGAGACAACAAUCAAGAGAAAACUGGUGGAUGGGAAAAUGGUAGUGGAAUGUAAGAUGAAGGGUGUGGUCUGCACCAGAAUCUAUGAGAAGGUCUGAAAAAUUAUUUCCUCAUUGAAGUGGGUUUUGAUCAUUUAAUGUUGGAAAUCAUUUACUUUCAUUGUCAAAACCUGAACACGCUGCAAAAGUUUGUUUUUACUUUUGUCUUAAUAUGUCAGGAAGGCAAAGGCCUAAACUGAAAAUUAAUCUAAAAUUCAGUGUCAUUUCAGCAUUUCUAAUUUGCCUGCAUGUCAUUAAUAUAUUAAAGCAUAUAUAUUGGUCAGACCUAAACAGUUGAUAAUACCAUUUGUUUAACUGUGAAAUUUUAACCUAUGUUGUAUUUUGUACGCUUGAAAUGUCAAUAAAAAUGAAAUAAUAGGUUAGUGAAAAGAAGUAAAGGUAUUGAUUUGGAUUGCAAACUCAAAUGCCAUCAGAGAACAGGAGAGUUAUGAGAGAGGAGCUUCAGAAAUGAGGCAAUCUAGAAGCAGUUGUUUUGAAUUGAACAGUUGUAAUAUUAGCUAAAAGGGGUAGCCUCUACCCUAGCCAA